Rhineura floridana is the source of this 2848-nucleotide messenger RNA. It is a transcript of the gene GABRG2, whose product is annotated as gamma-aminobutyric acid type A receptor subunit gamma2. Bases 206 to 1324 code for a protein of 372 amino acids. Lineage: Eukaryota; Metazoa; Chordata; Lepidosauria; Squamata; Rhineuridae. Gene Ontology annotation, molecular function: GABA-gated chloride ion channel activity; benzodiazepine receptor activity; inhibitory extracellular ligand-gated monoatomic ion channel activity. The record is from RefSeq and is a predicted model, not a curated record. Gene Ontology annotation, cellular component: postsynapse; dendrite membrane; synapse. Gene Ontology annotation, biological process: chloride transport; signal transduction; monoatomic ion transmembrane transport. The transcript has 9 exons.
GGCUCUCCUGCUCUUCUCUCUCAUCCAGGGUUCUAGUCAAAAAAGUGAUGAUGAUUAUGAAGAUUAUACAACUAACAAAACCUGGGUAUUGACUCCCAAAGUUCAUGAAAGUGAUGUUACUCUUAUUUUAAAUGGUCUGCUGGAAGGAUAUGACAACAAGCUAAGGCCAGAUAUAGGAGUGCAACCAACAGUAAUUCACACAGAUAUGUAUAUCAAUAGCAUUGGUCCGGUGAAUGCUAUCAAUAUGGAAUAUACAAUAGAUAUAUUUUUUGCUCAAACCUGGUAUGACAGACGACUACGGUUCAAUAGCACUAUUAAAGUUCUAAGGCUGAACAGCAACAUGGUUGGGAAGAUCUGGAUACCUGACACAUUCUUCCGAAACUCAAAAAAGGCUGAUGCUCAUUGGAUAACAACACCUAAUCGGAUGCUUCGGAUCUGGAAUGAUGGCAGAGUGCUAUACACAUUAAGAUUGACAAUAGAUGCGGAGUGUCAGCUACAGCUGCACAACUUCCCCAUGGAUGAACAUUCUUGUCCACUGGCGUUUUCAAGCUAUGGUUACCCAAAGGAAGAAAUUAUCUACAUGUGGAAGCGCAGUUCAGUGGAAGUGGGAGAUACUAGGUCCUGGAGGCUCUAUCAGUUCUCAUUUAUUGGCCUCAGAAAUACAACUGAAGUGGUGCCAACAACUUCAGGAGAUUAUGUGGUCAUGGCAGUCUACUUUGAUCUAAGCAGAAGGAUGGGCUACUUCACCAUUCAGACUUAUAUUCCCUGCACACUCAUUGUAGUGCUAUCUUGGGUCUCUUUUUGGAUUAACAAGGAUGCAGUUCCAGCCAGAACAUCUUUGGGUAUCACAACUGUCCUGACAAUGACCACUCUCAGUACAAUUGCUCGCAAAUCUCUCCCCAAAGUGUCUUAUGUGACGGCAAUGGAUCUCUUUGUAUCAGUUUGCUUCAUUUUUGUUUUUUCUGCUCUGGUGGAGUACGGGACUCUUCAUUAUUUUGUCAGUAACAGAAAGCCAAGCAAAGAUAAAGACAAAAAGAAGAAAAACCCUGCACCUACAAUUGAUAUCCGUCCAAGGUCAGCUACUAUUCAGAUGAACAAUGCUACGCACCUCCAAGAACGGGAUGAAGAAUAUGGAUAUGAAUGUCUUGAUGGCAAGGACUGUGCAAGCUUUUUCUGCUGCUUUGAGGAUUGCCGAACAGGAGCAUGGCGGCAUGGGAGAAUACAUAUCCGCAUUGCCAAAAUGGACUCAUAUGCCCGUAUAUUUUUUCCAACUGCAUUCUGUUUAUUUAAUCUGGUCUACUGGGUGUCCUACCUUUAUCUUUAAACAAGCAGAAAGAAAAUUGGUGAUAUGAGCCUUAUUCUUGGAAUUUAUCAGAAAGAUGGUUUCCUGUAUAAAUCCACUUUAAUGCCGUGACCUGAUGGCUGUAGUGCACAUGAGGGGUCUUCAACAUACACACAUGGGCUUUUCUGCAAGUAGAAGUAUCCCAUUCUCUUCUAUGCCAAGGAAUACUUUGCACAUGCACCAUUAUGCCCACAGGGCAUUCCUUGACACGUGAAGGAGUGGAUCCGCCUUUGGUCAUUUAAACUCCACUGUGCAUUAGAGUUUCAUAGAACUUUAUGACACAUUUUGCAGUGGUCUGAAUUAUUUAGUGCCCUAAGCCAGUAAAUAUAUCGUUGUCCAAGACUACUGUAAAAUUAUUGUGGUUUGAACACUAUCAUUCUAUAUUUUAAGCAAUCUGAUAUGCAAAAAACAAACAAGGAUGACAUAGAAAUGUACCAAUGAAUCUGAGAGGUACAAUAAGGAGAAGACCCACAAACCAUUUGAUUUUGGGUAUUAUAACAACGGCUAUGAAAUAAAAUCAAAGAGUAAACACACCAUACAGUUCGUUAGCAUUUGCUAUAAAUAUGUGAUAUCUUUGUCAUCUGUGGGCUUUUCUUUUUGGAAGAGUCACCUCUCACUUCAGAUCAAUUUAAGUCUAGGGGGGGAAAUAGCUUUUCUUUACAUCCAAAUAAAAAUAGAACUUUUGGGUGAACUCCCUAAAAGCACAUGUACAAAUGUUGUAAAUAUUUCAGUACCUUGUACUUGGGUCUAGUGCAUGAAGAUGGCGGUGGGGGGAACAAAUGGAGCAAAGGUACCAUAUACAACAUAAUAUUUUAUUUCAUAUCCCUGGCUUUGCUAUUAGAGCAGAAAAUAUGGAUUAAAAUCUUUUUCCAUCACAAAUGUCUUCUCUCUCAUGCAUGUAAGAUUUGAACAGACAGCACUUUCUAUAAGAAGUUAGACAAGUCUUAAGAACUUGAGCGAAACAUGAUCCGUACAGAGCACAUCAGUAAGACCAAUAUAAAUAAUACCAUCAUCUAUAGACUAGCUCCGGGUUUUUGCUGCUGUUUUAUUCCUAAUUUUCCAUAGCAACUGCAACUGCAAUUAUUAUGCCCUGCAAGAUUGGCUGUGGUCUUAUAAAGCAUUUGUUUGCAGUGAACUGAUCGUUCCCCACUCUGAAUGCUGAUCAUUUGCACCUAGAAUAUUUUGCUGAAAUGCAUGAUCCAUCUGAAUAAACCAGAGCUGAAUAUAGCUGUUGCUAUAUUUGCUGUUUCACAAAUGCAGCAAACAUUUGUUUUCCAGGCAGAUGUUCAGACAUUUUCACUUUUGCAAAUAUACAGAUCCACUGUUCACCAUGCAUUUGUGUUUUUCACCUCUCUCCUGAUUGGUUAUGAUAUAGAGUCUACCCAUUCCAUAGCUAGUAUGCGAAUUAGAGGCAAAUGAACAACAAAAACAAAAAGAGGGAGAAGGGAAGGGGUGUCUUUGUUAACAAACCAUAUCUGUGUUUGUAUGUGUGAAUUAAAUUAACAA